Molecule: messenger RNA, 2194 nt
Organism: Mercenaria mercenaria
Lineage: Eukaryota; Metazoa; Mollusca; Bivalvia; Venerida; Veneridae
Product: BTB/POZ domain-containing protein 6-B-like
Exons: 4
Coding region: 11-1441 (476 amino acids)
Molecular function (GO): protein binding
Source: RefSeq, a predicted model, not a curated record
CGUUUACUACAUGAACAGUGCGCAUUUUUUUUGCCACCCCAAAGUUGCAAAUUUAGAUCUACAGGAGUCCUGGUGUUUCUGUAUAAAGAUGUCAAGAAGGAGAACAAGCAGGACUAAAUUUGCAAAGACAGAACAGACAGAAGAAAAGUUAGUUGAGGAUGAAAAUAGAACGAGUGAGAAUGAAUUAUCUGGUGGGGACUGGAGGGAUUUGAAGACUGCUGGACAAUGUCUGGAUCAGCUUUGUUUGUCUGAGCAGCUGUCUGACAUUAGUUUUACCUUCAAGGAGGACCAAAAUGUGAAGCUUCCUGCACAUAAACUUGUCUUGAGCAUGCGCAGUUCUGUAUUUGAAGCCAUGUUCUAUGGACCUAUAGCAGAGAGUGGAAAUACAGUUCUCAUUGAAGAUAUCAAACCAGACACCAUGAAAAUUGUUCUAAGGUUUAUAUAUUCCGACAGUGCAGAAUUGAAUGGAAAUAAUGUUCUGAGCUGUCUGUACGCAGCCAAGAAAUAUUGUCUUCAGGGGCUCAUAGAGAAAUGUUCUGCAUUUCUCGAAGAUCACAUUGAUGCUGAUAAUGUGUGUGAAGUUCACGAGCAGGCCAUAUUCUAUGAUAUAAAGUCAUUACAACAGAAAUGUUUUGAUUUUAUUCUUGAAAAUGCUACUGAUGUAUUCCUGUCUAAAAGUUUCCUUGAAAUAUCCCAUGAUACACUAGUCAGUCUUUUGAAGAGUGAUGAACUGUCGGAAGAUGAGGAGAAUAUAUUCUCUGCAUGUGUCGAAUGGGCCAGAAAUAAAUGUAAACUCGACAACAAAGACCCUUCUGCAGAAACUCUACGGGAAACACUUGGGGACGCUUUGUACGACAUUCGUUUUCCUGCGAUGUCAAUGGAAAAAUUUGCAACUGUUGUAACUCCAAGUGGAAUCCUUACAAGCACAGAUCAGAUAACGCUGUAUCAGUAUUUUGCAACAGUUGGUUCCUCACCAUUAUAUAACUUUACGAGUCAGAAAAGAGCUGGCAAAGUUAUCACAUUAGAUGUAUCUAAAUAUACUGCCAAAAGUUAUGGUAAUGUGGUCCACGAAUAUUGUUUGAUGUUUCGACUUGCUAAUGGUUUACAACCAUUAAAUCAUGGAAGGACUGUUGUUCGAGUUAAAUCUUUGACUGGUAUAUUUGUUCCAGAAGUACGACACGUUACUCAUAUAAGCAAUCUGGGGCAUGAAAAUCUCGAAUUUUUUGCUAACGGCAAUAAGUUAACCUUUCACACACCAAUACAUGUUACAGAAAAGUGUUGUUUUAUGUUUACUGGAGAUGAGUCGCAGCCAGAUAUUCCCUCCUUUUUCCAUUUUAAUGAACGGUUCUCAGUAGUCCGAAAUAGGAGGAAAAUAGUGAAAGGGGAGACAAUCUACAUCACUCGUAUUCCAAAUGGUUUGAAGAGUAUUUCGUUUGUAUAAUAAUAGUAAAUUGAGUAACUUAGUUGAAGAAAACAUUUGUCAACAAAGGGAAGUCUUGUACAGAGCCUUGUUGAAAAAUUAGUAAAUGAUAUAGUCACUGAUUUUUUCUUUCAUACAGGAUAGGUUAAAAGGGCACUCCUGGAAAUCUAUACAAACAUUUUCAUCAGAUGAGCACUAGGCUGUAUUUAUUAAUUUUUGUUGUAACAGUUGUACAAACAUUUCUAAAAGCUUUAGUCACGCAAUAGAAUUGUGAUGAAAAAUAGUGUGAAUGCUUUGUAUAGUCUUAUAAGUUGCUAAUAUAUAUAUAUAUAUAAAAACAAGCUCUUGGUGCGGGAAUGAAUUACCUUUAAGGAUAGCUAGAGUUAAUUUUGAUAAACUGGUGCGAAUUGCUUAGUUUCUAUAAAGUUUGAAUUUUCUCAAAGUUAUGUCCUUUUAUAAGUUUUGUACAUUUGUUUAAGUUUUUGUAUGCAAGUUUUUAGCAUUUUUAGCAUUUAACCUCAUGGGAAAGUUCUCAAUGUCUUUAUUUAAGCAAAAUUGCUGUUUUUUUGUGAAUAUGCAUAAGAAGGUUUUAAAUUUGGCAUUGUCUAUCCAGCUAUUUGUCUGAUUGCGCGUGUUUGUGUUCGUCUGUCCGAAAUUGAAGGAAGACACUAGUAAUUCAAAAGGUAUUUUAGCUAGAAUUACCCAACCUCACAUAAUUAUCAAUUAGCACAUGACUUUGCUCACUUGUUGUUCCCAUAUACUUGAACAUACUUA